Molecule: messenger RNA, 438 nt
Organism: Caenorhabditis elegans
Lineage: Eukaryota; Metazoa; Nematoda; Chromadorea; Rhabditida; Rhabditidae
Gene: Y71G12B.27
Product: Cyclin-dependent kinases regulatory subunit
Exons: 2
Coding region: 78-434 (118 amino acids)
Molecular function (GO): cyclin-dependent protein serine/threonine kinase regulator activity
Source: RefSeq, marked reviewed
AUUUCCAAAACUCCUCAACAAUCAUUCAUUCCCUACUUGUCGUACAAUUAACAUCGAAGAAUAAGAGUUUUUGAAAAAUGGAAGAUAUCUACUAUUCGCCACGUUACGAAGAUGAUGAAUACGAAUAUCGCCACGUCAUUCUUCCGCAAGCCGUCUCGAGAAAAGUGCCAAAGGGAAGACUUCUUAGUGAGGCUGAAUGGAGACGUGCUGGAGUUCAACAGUCACUUGGAUGGGAGCACUACAUGGUUCAUAACCCGGAGAAGCACAUUCUCUUGUUCCGUCGGAAGCGCCAUUUCACAAAAGCCGACGAGGAGCGUGCCAAAAUGGAAUUGUUGAGAGAUAUGGAAGUGUUCAAUAGAGCGCAACAGCAAACGACAGCAACCGAUGAGAAAUUGAACGCGGUUUUCUAUGAAUUUGUGAAUAAAGCAGUGUAGAUAU